AUGGAGGAGGAGGAGGAGGGGGAGGAGGAGGAGGAGGAGGAGGAGGAGGAGGAGGAUGAGAAGACGACGAAGAACAAUAAAAGAGAAAGUAAACUUUGUGGGAUGCUCCAGAUUUGAAAAACGACAGAAGUGUCAGCACGCUCUUAGAACUUUAAUAGACCAUGUGACCAAUAGUUUUUCAGGAUUAAAUAUUCACACCUCGCUACAUACAUUGUGAACUGGGUAGCAAUCGGAAGAUGGCACCCAAAAAAAUCCGCCUAACCAAAGCAGCCUGCCUUACGGGAUGGGUGGUAAUAGGGGUUUUAUGUGUGGAGGCUAGUCGGGAUGUACGACACUAGGCGACGGAAAGCCUUAUUUAAACAGGCGAAUGAUCGAAGUUGGUCCGCUCUCCGUUCCAUUAUUACAAAAUGGGUCGCCAAAGGCAGUAUAGUUGAAACGGACGAGUGGAAAGCAUAUAAUCGUCCUCCCUCAGAAGGUUAUCUACAUUUCUCUGUUAACCACACAAAAAACUUCGAGGACCCUACCACCGGACGGCACACCAACGCCAUUGAGGAAUACUGGAGUAGACUGAAAAGGAAACUCUACGAGGGAAGCCCUGUAUGUGGUCGAGCUGUGUGGGCUCACAUAGAGGAAGUACAGUGUCGUCUUUGGUUUGGCCUCAAUGCCAUGUCUUUGACAGAUGCCUGGGAACUGUUCCUGUCCCAUGCUUUGCAGACUUAUCCUAUUAAAAAGUGAUUUUGUUUUGUAAUAAGCUGCCAUAAUGCAAAUGUAUGCCGUAUAUUCAGGUGUAGGUGUAUAAGGAUGGGGAAGAUUGGGUAACAGCGACCAUCGUUCAUGUAACCUCCUGCAAUGUUCGUUCGGCCAGCUCAUGUUAGGCCGUCGCGGAAAGUCCAAGUAGUGCGUGAAAGUAGGCCUGCAACCGCUGAUAUAGUCUGAAGGCGUUUGAGUCCAGUGUUAACGGUAUUAUUUCUAGGUAACGGAUUUUUUGGGUGUCAUCUCCCGAUUGUUACCGUGAACUGUAGCUAGAGUUUUGAGUCUAAAGAUGAUAAGUGAUAGCCAAGACUGCGCUACCUCGCAGUCCUACGUACGGCGUUUGUAUGGGGAAUUCGUUGUAGCUAAGAGCUGCACAUAUAAAAUGCUCCAAUUCAAUUUUAAGGUUUCUUCCGGUAUCCCUUCUGGCCAGAAGUACUUUAAAAAUACACAAAAAGUCGCAUUAGGACUUCUUGUGAUGCUUAGCUUUUUGCUUGUUUGGAUUAUUUUACAUUCACUUGGGACUUUGGCGACAGUGUGUGAAUUUUACACCAUCUGAACAAAAAAGUAAAUAAGUCACAGUAUGAAGUAUAUUAAUUCUGUGCAGGCGAAACAUCGUUUCCGGCAAGUCCUGGUGAAUCCUGCAGAAUUGCAUGUAUACCAUUUGGUAUUGUUAUUUGUGUAGCAAAUUAUUCGAGGCUGACCGGGGUGAGCAGUUGUCGGCGAGAUGUGAGCGGGAUUGGGGUGACCAUGUGGGGACGCGGGGAGAGCAGGAGGACAUGCCAGCACAUCAUGCGCGACAGGAAGGCGGGGAAGGAACCUGUCCACUCAGCUGUUGCGCCUAGCUGUAUGUGGGGCUUGACGACGGGCCAGGCGGUUUCGGUCAAGGGAGAUGUACAGAAGACUUUUAAGAAUGGAAGAUGGCAUUGUCUGGAGGGCUAAAGACCAUAUGCCUAGUUAGUAGCUUCUGUGGUUUCAGCAAUGCCCUGUAGAAAACAGGAAGAAUUAACUGUUUCAAAAUUUUGGAGUAAGGCACGGACUUUUAUCCCUGUUAGACUGCCAUCCGAGAUUUUGUUUGCAGUUCAACGGUAAUUUAAUAGGAAUGGAGAACCCAUCAACAACGAAGCAUUUCGAGUAGAAACAACAACAUACAUUUUAAUUGGUACUUCUCUUUGCUCUCUGAGCCUUUGUAGUUGGUUGUGGGUGAACUUGUCCGCCAAUUUCAAAUUUUACAUUGUCAUUUAGGCUGCUUGUUUCAUUUUUGACAUGGCUGGGCGAUCAUAUCUUCGGAUAAAACUUUAAAUAACAUCACUUACUUCAGGAACAUCAACUGCCACUCUCCAUCUUUCCGGUAAUAUGCAAACGCACACUACUAUUCAUUUAAAUGCACUCCAAAAUACGUAAAGAGCGAAGUUGGUCAAUAUUUGAAUCCAUAAAUAUGUCUUCCUUGGUUUUCGGCGCCGCAAUUCACUGUCCCGGACAAGAAAACAGCAAUCAGAGCCAGUGAAUUACGAGGUGAGAUAGUCAAUCAGCAACCCGCACUGCAUGUCUGGAGGUUCAGCGUAGGCCACUGCGUGGAUUUACUGAAUACUUGUCUGAGCUCAAGUGUGCUUUCGACAAAUUGUCGUCGGGUCAGUACAUUUAUAUCGGAGCGGGACACGAGUAAAACAUUUGAGUGAUAGGAGGGAUCGCUUAGAGGUAUUUUAGCAGGUUUCGAAUAAGUUAUUUUGACCGGACUGUGAAAAACUCGGCAACCUCGGUUGGAUUUGUACCCACUUCAGUAAGGGCAAGUCUUGAGUGCAGUCAACGCAACAACUACCCAAGCUACGAGGCUCCGCCGGGAGCCGUGAAUUUUAUCCGGCUUGAAUCAGUUUGCCCGUACAGCCUACUGCUACGUGUGAAGUUCACCAAGUAGGCUAGAGUAAGCUGACUCUCCAAGCAGGAUUUCCCAGAUAAUAAAUAAUAUAUAAUAAAUAAUAAGUAAUAAAUCCAGAAUCCACCAGAUGACUGCCGUGCCCCUUCAGCAUAAAUGCAGUCUUGUUCGUUGUUUGGCGAAAAGGAUUAGGAAAGUCUAUCCGGCGGACAGCCUGGACAAGUGACUUCUAAAAGUCCAGGACCUGCUUUGCGAGAAAGAGUAUUUCGACAGAUUUAUUGCAAAGAUUAUUACCGGGAGACCCGCUAAACCCCUUAUACUGAGGACAGAAAAGAAGACCGAUUCUUAAAGUUCAUUUUCAAGGGGAUGAAGCAAGCAAAUCCCCGAAAGGGCACCUUGACCGGCCUGUUCCCUGACCCGUUCCAGCGGAAAGAGUUAAGGCAAUACCCUCGAACAACCCUGUUUUACACGUCGAAGGUAAGGAUAGAUGACCAGCUUAGACCACCUCCGUAUGCAUUUACCCCAUUACUUGCUUCUUUCAGACAGGUUACUUCGGUCGCACGAGUAGGCGCCGAUAACAAAACAUACGGGAGGACCUACCGACAUGGUUGAUAAAAGAAGGAAAUAAAAGCGUAAACAGCGGCAUCCUGGCACACUACUGAUUUUGGACAUCGUGUGGACCCUAACGAAGCCUCCACAGGAUUUACAAGGUCCCACCGAACGACCUUAAAUCACUGGGUCAGCAUCUGCUAAUAACAGCGGAGGCGACCACUAUCAGGUUAAAAAAGUCGGUUUUGUGCGCACGCGGAAGAGCCUGGUAUAAGCUUCCCAUCUGUUGUGGUCAAAGAUCGGUUAACUGCAUGUACUUCUCCGCGUCCUCCCGCGCCUUCCCCUCAACCUACUAUCCCCUAUUCCUUCCCCCCUGCUCUCACACGGCACUUGUGUAAAAAACGAGCUGUUGUCGAUUUCUUUUAUCACUCAGAUUUUAAACUCGUGUCCCAUUCCCAUAUAAAUGCCCUGGCCCGAUGAGAAUCUAUCAAACGUACACUCAUGCCCGCCAAAUGUUCGUAUGUAUCCUCCAGUGAGAAUUUUCAAUGAGAAUUUUCGGCAACUUUUAUGUUGCCGUAAGGAGCUUAAUUCACAACUUGUCUUUACUAGGACGCGUUAUUCUGUCAAUGGAAGAAGGACUUUUACCGUUGGACAUCCACGAAGCCAAGCGCGUGCUUUCACAAGUUUAGAACGUCAUUUCCAUAAAAACAUUCCGCGUGCGUCUUGACUGGAUUCGCCAACUGCUAUCCAUUUACGCCGUCGUUAAGGCGCAGUUUGUGUAAAAAGAAGUUAAAUAUUACUGUCAAAAAGCAGAAAAUUUCCGAUGACGAAAGGCGGAUGAAUGCGACAGCCACAGUUGCGCUAUCAGGUGAUGUGGAUGCUAACAGUAGAUGCGCAUAAGCCAGAUUAGUGGAGGUCAUUUUUUGACACUCCACAUCUACGUUUGCUGGUAUGAUCCGAUUUUAAUUAUAAAAGUGAAGCCUGAUAUCAUAGUGGCUUCAUAACGUGCCCAUAGAACUGUCCACUCAUUUUAAUCAGUGCCUAGGGACUUAAAACGACUUUGAAGGCUAAAUACCUUGGAAACAUUCACCAGUUUUACGAAGAAAUAACGGUCAGAUGCGGUUAUGUAGCCCCACCUGAAGUAACCAAACCCCAGACACCUGUAGCACGGGAUUGGUGGUAGUAGGGGUUUUUACCUGUGGGACAGGGGAACGCACGGGCGACGAGGUCAAGUCUUUGUAUGCAAAAGAAAAGCUAUUGGGAAGUAGCGGUUGUACUUUUAGUGAUUGAGAAGUAAGGGUCAUAACCCCUUACCCUAACAUUAACUUCUUACCCUAAUCCCUAACUUUUACCCCUAACCCUAACCCCUAUCCCCAACUCCCACAGUGUUGUGUCCAUCAAGUGAGACUAAAUAACCACGUCUUACCGAAAGAAAAAUUUUAAUCUGCGAACUCUUGUGUUGUCAGUAUUGGCUGAAAAUUUUCGAAUUUUAAAUUUUUUGACCAAAUUAAUGAACUGUAAUCCGUUGACUUAUCUGAAAUUGCCAAGCCUCGUCUUUCAGCUGUUAUAUUUAGGAUGAUUUUGAACACAGUGGCCACUGCCAAAACUCCUUAAUGAAUAAUACUCACUCAUGAAUUCCUUUAAAAGUGGACAACGCACACGAGCCAUGCUCUUUGGUUUAUACGCCAAUGGAAUCCAGGGUGGUAGGGCAUAUAUCCCUGUUAUUCCAUUUGGAAUACUUAAGCCUACCUGAAAUCUCGCGCACUGCACAGGGGCACAUGUCAUUUGUAAUUCCGUCCAAUAUACAUUAUUUUGAGCGGCGUCGCCUUCUGCGGACUGUUUGCGAAUAGUCACGUCAGAAGUGGUCACGCAACUCCAAAUAAACUGAUCUACAAUAGGAGUGGUCCAAAAAUAAUGGAAAGUACGUUCGGUGGGCUGAGGGAGAAAAUAUCAGCCACAGAAAGAGUCUUUAUGGCGAGAUAGUCACAAGAUAAUCAGGACUCGUAUAUCAAGUAGGAUUCCAUAGUGAGUAACUUCGCCUUUUGUACAUAUGAAUUCACGAAAGUCGAAGUAUACAAACUGUCCCACAAUCAGAGGAAGGCGCUGUCGAUUUACUUCACGCCACGAUUCAAUCUAAUAAGAAAAUUGGUAAGACGACCAAAACAACACCUUAGACGAAACAACGGUAACAAUCGGGGGAUGGCAUCCAAAAAAAUCCGCCUAACCAUAGCAGCCUGCCUUACGGGACAGGUGGUAAUAGGGGUUUUAUGGGUGGUGGCUGGUCGGAAUGUACGAUACUAGCCGACGGAAAGCCUUAUUUAAACAGGUGAAUGAUCGAUCUUGGCCCGCUCUCCGUUCCCUUAUUACAAAAUGGGUCGCCAAAGGCAGAAUAGUGGUAACGGACGAGUGGGAGGCGUAUAAUCGUCUUCCCUCAGAAGGUUAUCUACAUUUCUCUGUUAACCACUCAAAGAACUUCAAGGACCCCACCAACGGACGGCGCACCAAUGUCAUUGAGGAAUACUGGAAUGGACUGAAAGGGAAACUCCACGAGGGAGGCCCUGUAUGUGGUCGAGCUGUGUGGGCUCACAUAGACGAAAUACAGUAUCGCUUUGGUUUGGCCUCGAUAUCAUGUCUUUGACAGAUGCCUGGGAACUGUUCCUGUCCCAGGUUGUGCAGACUUAUCCUAUUUAAAAGUGAUUUUGUUUUGUAAUAAACUGCCAUAAUGCGAAUGUAUGCCGUAUAUUCAGGUGUACGCGUGUAACGAUGGGGAAGGUUGGGUAACAGCGACCAUCGUCAAUGUAACCUACUGUGAUGCUUGUUUUGCCAGCCCAUGUUAGGCCGUCGCGGAAAGUCCAAGAAGUGCGUGAAAGUAGGCCUGCAACCGCUGAUAUAGCCUGAAGGCGUUUGAGUCCACUGUUAAAGGUAUUAUUUCUAGGUAACGGAUUUUUUUGGGUGCCAUCUCCCGAUUAUUACCGAAACAACAACAAGAGUGGUUAGGUGGUCUGCAAUUGUCGUGACAACUGCAGGCAACGGACAUCAUCAACAUAUUCAAAUAGCUUCAGUUCAAACCGCCAAAUUCAACUCCUUUCCAUAUAACAAUUGAGUCGUUCAAACGCGAAUGAGGAACCGAAAAGUUAGCUUUGACUGACGAAACACCAUUUGCUUACCAAAUGUUUUGCUGCGGAGGAAGGAGCUCUUUCCUUCUUUUCUUUCUCGAUAUAUUCUUAACCGUUGUAUAUGAAAAUUAGUUUCGUAUUCGCUCACUGUACCCGUAUUGCAAGUGUAGGUUUAUUCGCGGAUACUUGAGGGUCGCUUGAGUGAUCAAUAUUUGCCAAAUUGUCUUCCUUUAGGCGCAUUUUGUGUUAAUAAAACACCGUGAGGGGACUGUAUUGCGGGUCUUCCCACCGACUCGCAUGAAUCUGCAUGACAAUGUUUGCCUUUAGAGGACAAUGAUAUCGCGAUGACCUUUUCCAGGACAGAUUACCCAUUAGCACUUUGGCCAAAUGGACUACAUCAGUUAUGAAUGCAUUUGUUUGAAUUACAGCGUGCUGAUGCGAUACGAUUGUUGGCAGUGACUAGAUUUCCAAAUGAAAGGCCUAGAAAGACAUAAUUAGUAGGGUAACACCUACCGUGGCAGAGUGCGUACAGCAAAUCACCGCGGAGAUGUCCGCGAUUGAGUACGUCAGAUGCGUGUGGCGCCGUAUGCUGGAGUUGCUUGGUCCUAGAAUGCAAACAUCUACAGCUCAACCUAUCGGGAUGCAUGCAUCCCCUGAGCAAGAAGCGUCCAGACUGCGACGAGAUGAGCCAACUGUGGCAAUCGUUACUCGAGAUACUCUGGGACGAGGGAACUUGCCUUGCUGUUCUGAGUCAGGGCCUAUACUAAUUCCGGACCAGACGAACAAGUGGGGUCUAACUUAUCCGUCUUAUUAUUACUCUAGUAAGGAAGCAUUUGGAAGAAAAGAGGAGAACGUUUACUGAGGAAACUGUUUGGGGGAGAUUAACACACCAGUGAUGACAGGUAUGGUCGGAAGAACCGCAUACGUCCUCGUCACCGGUGUAAUUUGGCCUUCGUUCCCCAGUUGUCACGACAAUGAGGUUGAUCGCCGAGUGAAUUUUAAAAUGGGACAUUGAAGGCUCCGUGUUCCAUCAGUCUUGAGGAUAUCUAAAGGGAAUUUGAGGAAAUAGCUCAGUUUUCGAAUUUUCUGGAAGAUGAGCCGAUCGGCAUAAGAACAAAGAGCGAAAGUGAGAAACUUUCGUUAUAUGAAGGCACUUGAGUAGUUAACAAUAGAAAGAAGUACGUAAACGUCAGGCAGACAGCAAGGGCGGCUUCUUUGAAAAGGACGUGGAAUAUCUAGUCAAGUCUUUAAGAUGAUGGUGGAAAACCGCGUCAACAGUGAGAUCACUGGAAGUAGAUUGGGCAAGGAGCACGGUUCUGAGGCAUUGUUCACCACUUCAAGGAAUAGGCGUAUCGUGAGACCGUGAAUCAAAUUUUAGUACAUGAAUAAAGGUUUAUGGCCGAAAGGAUCAUAUUGGAACGACUCGGAAUUUGAAGAGUCCCAAAACGAGGUGCAAGUAAACUGCGGAGGGGGUGGACGAGAAAGUUUAGAGAGACUCAACCCAAGAUAAUAAUGGAUGCCUCUGGCGAUGACCUGCCGUCCAGAGAACUUGCGGAAAAAACGGGGAAGAUGAGGUUUCCCAGGUCUUUGACCGUGCUGUACUGUAGAUGGCAGUCAAAUAACGAAGAGUUAUGCUGCCAGACUCCUAGGCGUUGUUGCUGUCUCUCAGGAUAUUGUCGGUUGAGACGUAAACGAGGGUGCGGUGGACGACAGCUUUGUUCCUAAACACCAUGAAAGUCUUGGGGCGCCCUGAGGAAUGUAAAAAUCCCACACAUGAACCAAAAUGUAAUAAAAUAAUAAUGACAACGGUCUUCAAAAAGCCCUCUAAAGGAAUGAUAGUUUGAUGGAGGACUCGUCAGAGGUCACCCACUGAGAAGAUGGUGCUGCUGACUGGGGUAUCCCUGAAAGGCCCUGAUAUGGGUGACUGAAUAGUGUUCAAGACUAAUGCUGCUACUUACCGGCCGACACUCAUUGCAAAGACGCCAGUCGGCAGUACUGACCUUUAGGAAACAUCUGCGAUGAAGACAAUCAGAAGCCCUUGGGCUAACGUACAAUCUCCAGAUGCAACAUAAGUUAGAAUCCGGUUUGGUUCGGACGGGCAAGGGUCCACGGCACAUGUUCUCAGGACAUUUCGGAGGCUUUAUGGUUUUGAGUGAUUGCUAUGUCGCGAAGGCUAGACUGUCAGUCACCGAGCAGAAAUUCCCAAGAGGCUGGAAAAUACGACAUCAGAAUGAGACAAAAGAUGCCGGUUGUGGCAAAGAGUCGAGGGAAGGAGAGGAUAGCAAAGCAAAUACACAUUUCCAUCCUGCAAGCAGAAUAGAUCGGUGCAUACAACAGCUAGUGAUUAACUGCUUCGGAUUCCAGCCGCCAGAACGUGAUUUUUCUAGUAUCAUACUGACAGUGUUGCGUGAUGAGCAAGUUUCUCGGAUUUAACUUUUCCAGAGUGAACCUCAACUAACUUAUGAUGACGACAAUUGUUUUGAGAAAUGGUCAUUCCGGCGUGUCUGUCUGUGGAUAUUAAAAAGUUUUAAAAAGGGCUAUUUUACCGUUUGACGUGGUCAGUGAAGCAACUGCAUGAAACAAAACAGGUCGAGAAUAGAUUGAGGCCUGUGUCGCGGAUUAGAAUUCGGCUGAUCGAUGCGUCGAACUGAUUCCGCACAAGAGGACCUGCGCAGUCACCUUAAAGUUUGCGCCAUCGAUCGCUGAUUAGCUGGCUCGGCCAGUCUUCUUUUCCACUUCUACGAACACUUGGAACUCAAACUUUUGCCUUCAUUUGUGGGUACAUAAUGGGCUGUAAGGUCAUGACUCAGUAGGAUAAAACUUCAUUCAGAAGAUGAAGAUGCGAUCACUGGAACAAGAAGUUUAUUUGCCUGACGUUUCGGAUUCUCACUCGAAUCCAUCAUCAGAGACAUUCGCAGAUAGAGGUGAAGGUGGCACCAGGAGUGCAGUAUUUAUAGCACGUGGCUGCCGUGGGACCGUAUGCGCACUGCAAUUAACAGUUCUCGCAAUCGCCGCUGGGAUCGUAAUGGAUGCGGCGGUGGCUUGGCGGUCCGAGUCCGAGUCGUUAAUCGCCGCGAUUUCGUCAUCCGUGCUCGAUGCUGGUGUGACGAUUGCUCGGCAAACUGGCCCACUGUCACCAUGAUAAUUGCUCACCCGCGCCCUCCCCACGUGACUGAUUCUCCAGCCCAGGGAAAAUCGCAGUACGGAAUAGGGUACCGGGAGGUCAUCGUGCUUGUUGAUGAAUUGCGGGCCUGAGAACCAUGACUCGAGCAGCUCGCGGCUCACGCGGUUGUCACCCCUUGCGAGGAUUUCGGCCUCUUGAAAUUUGAAAAUCUGCCGUCUUCGCCCAUGAACACGUAGCACCUUGCUUUCUCUUGGUCGAUCCUCUGACGAAUGAUCCGAGUGCUCCUUCAAGACUGUCACUCACGGAUUCGCAAAUACCGUCAGAGGAUUGACCAAGAGAAAGCAAGGUGCUGCGAGUUCAUGAGCGAGGACGGCAUAAAACUGCUUCAGCAGAGGCUGGUCGAACGAACCCGCGAACAUUAAGCAACUCGAGAAGCAGCCCUAGAGAGCAACUUUCGUAAGCUGCCUGCUCCACUGUCAUCCAAGAACGACAAACUGGUGCACAACUUGUCGCCAAAGGAGUUGACGGAGGAACAAAUCCAGGUUUUAUGGCAUGAGGCCUCAUUCAACACAGCCGAUGUCAAACCUGCCAACAUGAUCGCAGCAGUGGAAUCAAUCCUCAGCCAGACGGGAGCGACAGACGAAACGAAGAACUUCAUUCGACACCAAGUGUCCUCCCUCCUCAUGGCUCAUAGACCGCGCGAUGUGCUUUCCAAGGUCGAGCGCGAUGCACUUAAGGAACUCAGGGCCGACAACGACCUCGUUAUCGUGCCUGCGGUCAAGGGGCGUUCAACGGUCGUAUUGGACAGGACAGACUACAAUCAAAAAGCCAAAAGCUUGUUGGAGGAUCGUCAGUCCUAUGUCCCAUGCGAAUCCAACCCCAUGAAAACGCUGACACGCGAGAUUAACGCGACGCUGUUGGUAGUGGAGAACUCAGGUGCAAUAUCGCCAAUCGACCGACGCAUGGCGAGAGCACAAGAAACGGCCCUAGCCCGAUUCUACGGUCACCCAAAAGUGCACAAAGAGGGCGCUCCUCUCCGGCCUAUCGUAUCACUAAAGAACACUCCAACCUACGGACUGGCAAGGUGGCUGUUCCAACGUCUCAACUUUCUGACCUCCGAUUCGAACACCACAGUCAGCUCGUCAACGCAAUUCUUGGAGAAACUUAAAGGAGUAAGUCUCCUGCCAAGCGAUAGCAUGGUUUCCUUUGAUGUCACGUCCCUUUUUACUUCUAUCCCGCAGGACCUGGCAAUCGAGACAACCAAACUACUCCUACGAGAGAAGUACGACGAAACGGAGAAUCGCCUCGGACACGCCCAAAUCAUCCAGCUCCUGAGGUUCUGUCUCAAGACGUACUUUACAUUCGACGGAACAAUCUACGAGCAGGUGAAGGGAACGCCAAUGGGUUCGCCGAUUUCGGGACUCAUAGCCGGGGCGGUCCUUCAACGGCUGGAGUCGCUGGUUUUCCGACACCACAGACCGAAAUUCUGGGCUGGGUAUGUGGAUGACAACUUCGUCGUCAUCGAAUGGGAUCAGGUGCUGACUUUCAAAGAACAACUCAUCGCCGUCUCCUCGGACAUUCAAUUUACGAUGGAGGAGGAGGAAAACAAUCAGCUGGCCUUCCUGGAUGUCCUCGUUAAACGCAAUGAUUGUAGUGGUCAUAAAAACAGUGUUCAGGAAAGCGACAAAUACGACGCAAAUACUGAACUUCAAUAG
This is a messenger RNA of Spirometra erinaceieuropaei, 11127 nucleotides long. NCBI's taxonomy places the organism in Eukaryota, Metazoa, Platyhelminthes, Cestoda, Diphyllobothriidea, Diphyllobothriidae. The record is from the annotation of a GenBank genome assembly.